This is a messenger RNA of Acaulospora colombiana, 267 nucleotides long. The record is from the annotation of a GenBank genome assembly. NCBI's taxonomy places the organism in Eukaryota, Fungi, Glomeromycota, Glomeromycetes, Diversisporales, Acaulosporaceae.
AUGAAGACAUCACGGUUCUAUAAUAUCGAGCAUUGGAGGCCACCUCAAAUCACCAACCUCCUUAAGUCUCUCAAAACCCUAAACCGUUCAACGGGAGGGUAUAGAUAUGGUAGAGUACAAGAAUUGAUGGACGCACUCACUCGCUAUCACGGCGGGGGGAGCUGCGUUGGACUGACAGCUCGAUACAUUCAGGCACCCACCACAACCACCGUCGAUGAGGAAAUAGUGGAUAUACGUGUGGAGAGGAGACUUGUUCGCUCAGGAUAG